This is a messenger RNA of Nymphaea colorata (pocket water lily), 790 nucleotides long. RefSeq names its product calvin cycle protein CP12-3, chloroplastic. Bases 96 to 485 code for a protein of 129 amino acids. Gene Ontology annotation, cellular component: chloroplast. NCBI's taxonomy places the organism in Eukaryota, Viridiplantae, Streptophyta, Magnoliopsida, Nymphaeales, Nymphaeaceae. The transcript has a single exon. The record is from RefSeq and is a predicted model, not a curated record. Gene Ontology annotation, biological process: negative regulation of reductive pentose-phosphate cycle.
UAAACCAUCUCCGCUGUCUGCCCGAUCGCCGUGGUUAUCUAUACGAUCUAGGGUUCGAUCGAUCCUCCAUCCUUCUACGUUUUCUCUUCUCGGAAAUGGCGUCCGUAAUCUUCACUGUGGCGAGCAGUCCGGUGCUGCUCCGGCGUCAGUUCGUUGCCGGAAAGCCCCUCGCCGCUGUGAAUAGUCCGCGGCCCUGCGCCUUUCCCCGGAGGGGCGCCUUGGUUGCGAAGGCGGUGACGAAGUACAAGGGGACGCAGAUGAGGGAGCAGCGCCUGACGGACAUGAUCGAGAAGAAGGUAAUGGAGGCGACGGAGGUGUGUGAGGGCAACGCGGAGUCGGACGAGUGCAAGGUGGCGUGGGACGAGGUGGAGGAGGUAAGCCAGGCGAAGGCCGACUUGCGCACGAAGAUGGAGAAGGAGGACCCGCUCGAGUCCUACUGCAAGGAGAACCCGGAGACGGACGAGUGCAGGAUCUACGAAGAUUGAUUGAUGGAUUGAAGUUCGCUUCUCCGAUUAGGGUUCACGACGGUCCUCUUUCCUUUUUUCACCUUCAAGCAAGGGGGGAAUAGGGAGGGAAAGCUGAAUGGUCACGAGUUUUGAGUCUUCUGUACAGGUCGAAAAGCAAAAAACAGGUGGUCCCGCUUGAAGGAAAACGGUCUUUGUUGGGUGAAAAAUGUUAUCUGGCGUAUCCCUUCAAGCUUUCCUUGUAUUCAACGUUAAUCUUGCGUCUCCUUGUUGAAUAUUUUUCUUAAAUAUUUUGAGGCUCUAAGAGUUUGGUUUCUUCGUUUCAA